CCCAUUCAAAAUCUCAGAUAAAAUCUUCUGGAAAUGCCCUGGGUCAUGAGAUGGAUGCCAAAAUGACAGCCAGGUCCCGGCAUCUCCUGGCCAAAAGACGGGCUUUGUUUUGGAGCACAGAUACAGGAACACAAGCCAGAUUACUCACCUCUCCAAGAAAUCACAGGCUAUAAACCACUGCCCAAAAGCAAGCUCCGGAGAACUUCAGUAGCCUCCAGGAAAGCUCUGAGGUUAGGGGGACUAGCGCAGCCAAAGAAGACAUGAGGAGUCUGCUGGCACUGCUGAUCGUGACUCUGGCCCUGGCAGCACUCUGCUGUUGUGAGAAAGAUUCCAAAGAACCCUCAGGAUCUCCCAGUGCUGACAGCAUCAAGAUUAAGAAAGAAGUUGCCAAUGCCUUUGUGAAGAGGAAUAAAAGAUCCAGCCCAUAUGAAUGGUACUUUGAGAGUUACAGAAGACCGAUGGAGCAGAUGCAUGAGCGCUGUGAAAACUAUCCCCCCUGUGACUAUCUCUCUGACCAAAUAGGAUUUGCCUUGGCCUACAACCGCUUCUUUGGGAGAUACUGAGGAUGGGAAGGUCUCUUCACUUGUUUGGCUUGGAACAUUCCGAAUCCCACAGGAGAAAGAAGGCUGUGGCUGGGAAGGAGGGAAGGAAAGCAUCUAGACUGGCAUCUUCUGCCAUUGUCUCCCUAACCAGCUGGAACACCAAGGCAGGAAUUACCCCUCUUGUUGAGCUUCCAUUAACUUUCUUCCUUUCAUCAAUAAAGUCUCUCUUCAGACAUCUUUUGUGGUAUUUUGAGCUUCACCAGAAGACUCUUAACUUCCUUCCACCUGAAUCCCCAGCACAGAAUAGGUGAAAAAUGGUGAUUAGUUUCAAAAAAAACACUGCAUGCCUUAGAAACACCAUUAUAUCUCUUAUCCUCUUCUGCAAAAUGCAGGAGGAUUAUGGAAGAAGAAUGUCACGAUGUGUGUAAAUGUGAUGGAUCUGAUCCUGGGAUGCUCACUGGGAAGAAGGAAGAACACCUGUCUCCUGUUCCAAUUAGUGGGAAAGUUCAGUAUUUUCAUGUAGUAUGAUCACAUUAAAUACACAUCACAGUAGGAUCGUUUUGUAAAGAUAGAAGCGUGCGAAUACUCUUGCAUAGACAGCAAUCAAGUUCUGGUAUGCUGUUCUGAUUAUUCUGUCACAAAAUUUGCCUGUAUAGCAACAACAAAUAAAUCCCAAAAGGUGCAUUUAAGGAGUCCUUCUAGAUGAGCUCUUGCUUUUGUGUGCUGCUUUUAGUGACUGUAAAAAAUGACUUUGAAUUCUCUUGGUUAUUUGGGAUUUUUUUACAAUCAGUUUCUGGUGAAACUGAAAAUGCCCAUCAGAACAAAAAAAAUAACCUCUUCUCCUCCACUGCCUUUGCAUUUAUCCUUGAAACUAGAAGUGUCUUAACAGCUUAAAAAGAAGAAGAAGAAGAAACGAAAGUUAUAAACAUUAUGAAAAAAACAAAAUGAAAAUUGCUUCAAGGAUGGAUUGAAGUUGGGGCAGUGUUUUGUUUAUUCAAGACAACUUGUAGCUAAAUAUAUAUAUACACAAAGUAUGUGUAUUUUUAUGUACACAUAUUGUCUUCCCUCUGCACUACUUCAUUCUGUCCUCUGGUAUUAAUAUUAUACCUUAGCAACUUUCUGCAUAACCUUCCUUAAUAUACUCUGUCAGCUUUCCUUCCCUGAGAGGCGGAUGGCAGAUCACACUUCCAAGGACAAGGACUGCUGAUGCUCAGGGAACUGACAGAGACCAAAUCUCUCUGGUUACAUGUAAGGUAGUGCAACCAUCCUCAGCUGCUAAUUCUAAUAAAUACUGCUUAAGUAAAGCAA
Molecule: messenger RNA, 1850 nt
Organism: Corvus hawaiiensis (hawaiian crow)
Lineage: Eukaryota; Metazoa; Chordata; Aves; Passeriformes; Corvidae
Product: osteocalcin-like
Exons: 4
Coding region: 261-563 (100 amino acids)
Biological process (GO): response to vitamin K; regulation of cellular response to insulin stimulus; osteoblast differentiation
Cellular component (GO): extracellular region
Molecular function (GO): structural constituent of bone; calcium ion binding; hydroxyapatite binding
Source: RefSeq, a predicted model, not a curated record